Hymenoscyphus albidus is the source of this 887-nucleotide messenger RNA. NCBI's taxonomy places the organism in Eukaryota, Fungi, Ascomycota, Leotiomycetes, Helotiales, Helotiaceae. The record is from the annotation of a GenBank genome assembly.
AUGCCUCAAACUCGGGCACAGGCCAAGAAGGAGGCUGUCGUUUCAAGUGCCUCUCCGAUCUUCACAUCUUUUCCAACCUUCCAAUAGAGAUCCGUUUUCAGAUUUGGGACCUUGCAUGUCAAGAGUAGAGGGUGAUUGGUUUGUGGGGAAAAUACGUCAAUCCAGCCUGGGCAUAUCUGGAGAGUAAGAAUAUACAAAAGGAGCAUGCCUUGUUUCCAGGAAAGCUUCAAGUCCAGCGCUUCAACCCCCCUUCCGUUCUUCACGUUUCAAGAGAAGCUCGUGAGAUUGGUCUGAAGCACUACACACUAGCAUUCGGAACUGCUGAGGGUUCAGAAUAUCAGGUGAACGAGAAAGGUAUCCACGAACCCUUUAUUUACGUGAACUGGAAGGUCGACAUCUUUUUCCCUACCUCAGACGAUGCGGCAUCCGGAUUUGUCACCAAAACUAAACCUGCACGCUAUCGUGUGGCAAUUGAUGAAGUCGGUGCUCUUAAGUUUGACCCGGUCCUAUGGGGGAAAGGGAGAGGCCAUGAGUACCGAUAUCUAGAAGAGGUCAUUGUAGUUGUCCCAAUGGGAAACUUGACUUUUCCCUCGAUUCUCCGGAGACUCCAGUUCUCGCGUCCCAUCAACUUUGAUAUUCAGACACCUUCAGAAUCACAAUUACAGCAAAUUCUUUGCGACUGCGCGUUUGAGGAACUUGAAAAUACCCUGGACCUCACACAGACGAACGUCAGGCAUGCACUAGAAUGGGAUGACACCAUUGAAGAAACCAUUGACGAAAACAAAAACGUGAACCCCGAAGCUUGGGAAGCAGCUUACGACGCAAUUUUCGACGCACUUUACGCUAAACUGCCCAAGAUAACGCCGGGUUUGAUUGAGGUCAAUUAG